Molecule: messenger RNA, 2497 nt
Organism: Chaetomium fimeti
Lineage: Eukaryota; Fungi; Ascomycota; Sordariomycetes; Sordariales; Chaetomiaceae
Product: thiamine pyrophosphate enzyme, N-terminal TPP binding domain-containing protein
Exons: 3
Coding region: 301-2427 (708 amino acids)
Biological process (GO): L-valine biosynthetic process
Cellular component (GO): acetolactate synthase complex
Molecular function (GO): magnesium ion binding; flavin adenine dinucleotide binding; acetolactate synthase activity
Source: RefSeq, a predicted model, not a curated record
UGGGAAGCCACCUCAUUUUGAGGAUUUGGAAUACCUAUCUCCACUGCCAGGUACAUCCAUACAUCUCUCAAACUCCACAUCUUCCACUCUUUCCCCGGGAAACUUACAGAGCACGGGACCAAGAGACGACCUCUAACCUUUAAAAUACAGCCAGGGGAAACGACCGCCAGCUCUUGGCUUCCAGAGUUAUCGGCUUUACCUUUGCACGGGACCACCACUGGAGAACCUGCCCCAAAGCAUCCAGAUCCGGCUGUCGGGUAUCUCUCUCCCCGCAUCCCAUCCCAAUUCCCAUUUGCCGCGAUGCCACCCCUGCUCCGGGCAACCCCACCCCGGGCAACCACUGCCAGUCGAGUCCUUCAGGGACACCGUCGUCAUGCCGCCGCGGCAGCCGUGACCGGGAUUAACCGUUCUGGAGCGCGCCGGUUCAUCUCAUCCUCCGCCCGGCCCAACGACGGGAGUGCACCAAGCAAUACGAUAAAUCCCGGGAACAAUACUACUCUUCCACGUUCAACAUCCAUUCCUCUGCUUUCGCCAAGCCCCUUGACCACCACCAACACCAACACCAACAUCAUCACUUCCUCCUCCUCGUCCUCCUACUACCCCACCACCGCCAUCUCACAAACCCGUUGGUCGUCCACAUCUGCAACCAACAAUCCCAAGAUGUACACCACAUCUUUCGCCUUCUUCGAGGCGCUAUGGGACGCCGGUGUGGAACAUGUCUUUGUCAACCUCGGCUCCGACCAUCCCAGUAUCAUCGAGGCUAUGGUCAAGGGCGCACGCGAGAAGAAGGGGCAGUUUCCCCGCAUCAUCACCUGCCCCAAUGAGAUGGUCGCCAUGUCCAUGGCCGACGGCUACGCACGCCUGACCAACAAACCCCAAGCCGUCAUCGUGCACGUGGACGUGGGCACGCAGGGGCUGGGCGCGGCGGUGCACAACGCGAGCGCGGGGCGGGCGCCCGUGCUCGUCUUCGCGGGCAUCUCGCCCAUCACGCAGGAGGGCGAGCUGCGCGGGUCGCGCACUGAGUUCAUCCACUGGAUCCAGGACGUGCCCGACCAGAAGCAGAUCGUCGCCCAGUACUGCCGCUACGCCGCCGAGCUCAAGACGGGCGUCAACGUCAAGCAGAUGGUCAACCGCGCCCUGCAGUUUGCGCGCUCCGGUCCGCAAGGGCCGGUUUAUUUGUGUGGUUCGCGUGAGGUUAUGGAGAUGGAGAUCGAGCCCUACCAGAUCCAGCAGGACCAGUGGGAGCCUGUGGAGCUGGGCGGGCUGCCGCGUUCUGCCGUGCGCAAGAUUGCUGAGGCGCUGGCCGGUGCGAAGGAGCCGUUGGUGGUGACGGGCUAUGGUGGCCGGAACCAGGCUAUGCCCGCCGCGCUGGUGGAGCUGGCAAACACUGUCAAGGGGUUGAGGGUGCUGGACACGGGCGGUAGCGAUAUGUGCUUCCCGUCCGACCACCCGGCGUGGUUGGGUCUCAGGUUUGGCGUCGAAAGCGCGGUCACGACGGCCGAUACCAUUGUCGUGCUCGACUGUGACGUCCCCUGGAUCACGACGCAAUGCAAGCCGAAAGCCGACGCCAAGAUCUUCCACAUCGACGUCGACCCCCUGAAGCAGGUCAUGCCCCUGCACUACAUCCCCGCCCAGCACCGGUACCGCGUCGAUGGGCUCACGAGUGUUGAGCAAAUCAUGGCGCUGCUGAAGUCGGACGAGGGGUUGAAGGCCCAAGUCACGGGCGCCGAGAGCGACAAGCGGUGGACGGCCCUGCAAGAAUCACACAAGAAGCGUCUGGAAACCAUCGCGGUGCGAUCCCAGCCGCUCGAGAACGGCGAGUUCGGCACGAGCCACCUUUGCGCGAAGCUGAAGGACUUGUGCCCGGAGGAUACUAUCUGGGCCGUUGAGGCCGUCACCAACACCUUGUUUGUUCACGAUAGCCUGCAGCCCAAGCUUCCCGGGCAGUGGAUCAACUGCGGCGGCGGCGGCCUCGGCUGGUCGGGUGGCGGCGCCCUCGGUAUCAAGCUGGCGACAGACCACGAGGCGCAGCUCAAGGGUGGGAAGGGCAAGUUUGUGGUGCAAAUCGUUGGUGACGGCAGCUUCCUCUUUUCGGUGCCGGGCAGCGUGUAUUGGAUCGCGAAGCGGUACAAUAUCCCCAUCUUGACCAUUGUGCUAAACAACAAAGGCUGGAAUGCGCCGCGCAAGUCUCUGCUGCUCGUCCAUCCCGAAGGGCUGGGUUCGCAGGCGAGCAACGAGGAGAUCAACAUCUCGUUCGACCCCGCCCCGGAUUAUGCGGGCAUCGCGAAGGCCGCCUCUGGUGGCGACAUACACGCUGUGCGGGUGGACAAGGCAGCUGACUUGGAACGGGUACUCAAGGAGGCCAUCGAGGUGGUGAAGGGGGGCCAGACCGCUGUGCUUGACUGCAAGGUUGCCAUGGGCUGCUAAGCGCAUGUAUGUAUGUUCCCGCAUGGGUGUCAGCAUUAAAUUUGAGGAGCAAACAACCACAUUUACUGCG